AUUGGACGCCACGAAAUGUCGUCGACGGAAGUUCUUUUCUCCGCCAGGGCGGGAAGACGCUGCUGCUGUUACACAUGUCAACAACCGGUCCGGGACUGUACCGGACACCGAGACAAACAUUCAGGAGAAAUAUCCAUGUCAGGAUUUGACACGAAGUAACUCCGACUGUGGAAUAUUGAAGUCACUUCGUGUGAACAGCGGCUCGGAUAGAAAUCAUGCAGGCCUUUUUGAAAGGAGCGGCUGUUCAGAGUACCAGACCUCAGAAAGACAAGGCAGCAGCAGCGGGGCCCAGCACAGAGAAGAAAGCCAAGGCCGUUCCCUGGGUCGAAAAGUAUAGGCCAAAGUGUGUGGAUGAGGUGGCCUUUCAGGACGAGGUGGUAGCAGUGCUGAAGAAGUCUCUGCAAGGAGCAGAUCUUCCCAACUUGCUGUUCUAUGGCCCUCCUGGAACAGGAAAGACCUCCACCAUCUUAGCUGCAGCCAGAGAACUUUAUGGUCCAGAGCUUUACCGACAGAGGGUGCUGGAGCUCAACGCCUCUGAUGAGCGAGGCAUCCAGGUCGUCAGAGAGAAGGUCAAGAACUUUGCUCAGCUCACUGUGGCUGGGACCCGCUCAGAUGGGAAGUCGUGUCCUCCUUUUAAGAUCAUCAUCCUGGACGAGGCAGACUCCAUGACGAGUGCAGCUCAGGCUGCUCUCAGGCGGACCAUGGAGAAGGAGUCCCGCACCACCCGCUUCUGCCUCAUCUGUAACUACAUCAGCAGGAUUAUCGAGCCUCUGACCUCCAGAUGUUCCAAGUUUCGCUUCAAACCUUUAGCCAAUGAGAUCCAAGAAGAGCGCCUGUUGGAGAUCUGUGAGAAAGAGAACCUCAAGUACACCAAAGAGAGUAUAGCAGCAUUGGUGAGGGUGUCUGAGGGAGACCUGCGGAAAGCCAUCACCUUCCUCCAGAGUGCUGCACGGCUCAGUGUGGACAAGGAGAUCACAGAGCAGGCCAUCGUUGAGAUAGCUGGGGUAGUCCCUACCAAGAUGAUUGACAACUUGCUUCAGAUCUGCCUCAAAGGAACAUUUGAGAAACUAGAGGUUGCGGUCAGGAACAUGGUGGAUGAAGGUUAUGCAGCCACACAGAUCCUGAGUCAGCUCCACGAGUCGAUCAUAGAGCAGGACCUGAGCGACAAGCAGAAGUCAGCCAUCACAGAGAAGAUGGCCGUUGUGGGUAAGUGCCUGUCAGACGGUGCUGAUGAGUACCUGCAGAUGUUGAGUCUGUGUUCAGUCAUCAUGCAGCAGGCUUCCCAGAACAACUAAAACUCCACGAUGCAGCACCUCCGCCCCAGGGGAGAGUACUGUACCCUAACCCUAACCCUUCCAGCGGGGUCACCACAUCAGGACUUGACUCCGAUUCAGCUGAGUCUGUUCAGAGUUGCAGUCAGACACGUCCACCAGUGGAAAUCAGAUGAUACUUGAUGUGAUGUGUUGUUGCCUGUCCGAGACCAGAGCUUUCAAAGUGUUUCUCUCUGUAGUUCUUCAGAAGCAGUCUCCCUCCACUGUGGGAUGAGCACUUAAAUUAAUGAGAUGUACUUUCUAAAUCUCUUAAGGUUAAAUCACACAUCAGGUCUCUCUUUAUUCCUUUCAUUCAUGUAACCACUUAGCAACAGCUCUUUGUACACUUUUGGAAGUAAUAAAUAGUUUUUCUAUGUUGGA
Molecule: messenger RNA, 1691 nt
Organism: Larimichthys crocea (large yellow croaker)
Lineage: Eukaryota; Metazoa; Chordata; Actinopteri; Sciaenidae
Gene: rfc4
Product: replication factor C (activator 1) 4
Exons: 11
Coding region: 216-1295 (359 amino acids)
Biological process (GO): DNA repair; DNA-templated DNA replication
Cellular component (GO): nucleus; DNA replication factor C complex
Molecular function (GO): DNA binding; ATP binding; DNA clamp loader activity
Source: RefSeq, a predicted model, not a curated record